Messenger RNA from Drosophila subpulchrella, 671 nucleotides. It is a transcript of the gene mRpL54, whose product is annotated as 39S ribosomal protein L54, mitochondrial. The record is from RefSeq and is a predicted model, not a curated record. NCBI's taxonomy places the organism in Eukaryota, Metazoa, Arthropoda, Insecta, Diptera, Drosophilidae. The transcript is spliced from 3 exons. Gene Ontology annotation, cellular component: mitochondrial large ribosomal subunit. Gene Ontology annotation, molecular function: structural constituent of ribosome. The coding region runs from base 118 to 516 and encodes 132 amino acids.
AGUCGCAUUCGGAAGAUUAUACAACUAAACGGGCGUUUUGUAAAUAAGUUGCAGUAAUUUAACAAAUAUUCGUCAAUUAAAGUGACGAUUGGGGAGGAAAUAGAAUAAAUAGCAAACAUGAGCAACUUUACGGCGGUUUUCCAGAUGUUAAGGCAGCGAUUGAUAGCCCCAGCGAUAGGAAACACGGCACGUUGUUAUGCCGUCAAACCGGCGGCGCCAGCGAGUAAGAAGAAAAAGCUGGGCAAACUGGGACCCAUCAUGGAGAAGAAAAUCAUUCCCGUGGAGACGGAUGCCAACAAACUGGUGAACUAUGUGUGCGGUAGCAACUACCUGAAAACAGGACAGGAUGUCAAGAUCAAAUCGGAUGCGGAGUACCCCGACUGGCUGUGGUCCCUGAACACGGAACGCAUCAUCCCGCUGGACGAACUGGAUCCCAACUCCAAGCAGUACUGGCGACGCCUCAGGAAACUGGCCUUGCGGCGCAACAACCAGCUGUCCAAGCUCAAGAAGUUCUAGACCCCGUAGCCCUAGGUGUUAUCGUUGAUUUUGGAGACCCGACCCUCGAAGCGACCAUGUUGUUUGCCAUGCUCUCCUGAGCAACAAGUGUGUAAACACCAUGUUUUCUGCAAAAACAUACCGCAAAUACAUAUUACAACGUCAUACCCUCCUUA